AUGGCGCUGGCGGCGCUGGCGCUGACGGCGGGCAGCGGCGCGAUCCCGGGCGCCGGGCUGCUGCAGCUGGGGCGGGGCAUCCUGGACGGCGGGGGCGCGCUGGACGCAGCGGGCGCCCUGCUGAACGUGCGGCUGCUGCGUUCCCCGGCGGCGGCCUCGCUGGAGGCGACGAGCUGCGGCCAGGGCCUCCUCGCGCUGCCCGGCGCGGGGGGCCUCGCUGGGGACGGCGAGGGCGAACCAUGCAUGCCGGCCCUGGCCUUCGGGACCGCGGGGCUGGGCGAGGGCACCGCCGAGGCGGUGGCCGCGGCUUUGGAGGCAGGGUUCCGGGCCUUCGACACGGCCACGCACCCCGCGGCCGGGGAGGGGUUCGGCUACGACCAGGGCGCCCUGGGCGCCGCGCUGUCGGCCGCGUGGACUCAGCGGCCGCGCCAGGAGAUCUUCCUCGCCUCGAAGGUGCACCCCGCGGACUUCGGCUACCAGGGGGCGUUGCAGGCGGUGGAGAGGGCCGUGGAGGAGCUGGGGCCAGCCGCGGCCGGGCACCUGGACCUGGUGCUGCUGCACUGGCCGACGUGCGAAGACGAAUUCUGCCCGCGUGGCGGCAGGCUCCGGCCCCUCGGCGACUUCCUGGAUGCCUGGCGCGGGCUCGAGGAGGCGCGCUCGCGCGGGCUCGUGCGUAGCCUCGGCGUGUCAAACUUCGACGCGGAGCAGCUGGGCUCGUUGCUGCGGGACGCGCGCGUAAAGCCCUCUGUGGCGGGCCUGUGGGCCGACAUCUUCCACCCCGUGCCCCGCGCCAUGCGGCGCCUGUGCAGGGAGCAGGGGGUGCGGCUGCAGGUGUUCGGCACGCUGGGCUACGAGUGGUCGCAGGCUCGCGGCAGGCGCGGCUGGCGCGCCCCGCGCUCGAGCCCCCUGCUGGACCACCCGGAGGUGCGCCGCAUCGCCCGGGCGCGGGGCCUCACGGUCUCAGAGGUGUGCCUCAAGUUCUUCCUGCAGCAGGGCAUCGCCGUGGUUGCCACCUCGCGGCAGCCCGCGCGCGCCUUCGCGGCUGGCGACCUCCGUAGCGGGCGGCGCCUCUCGGGCGAGGACCUGGAGGCGCUGCGCGACCUCGAGGGCUUCCUGGGCUCGAGCCUGCGGCCGCUCUACAGCCCCGACCACUACGCCGGCAUGCUCGGCUUCGACACGCAGGCGAUGGCCCCGCCGCCGGGCGCGGCGUCCAGCGCGGCGGCCUGGAGCUGCGAGGAGGCGCGGCCGGCGGGUUCCGCGGCGACGGGGUCGCACUCCUCCGCGGCCUGCUGCCGGGGGCGGCGCUGGAGUCGGGCCGGCGGGCCGCCAGGAGGCUGCUGUGGGAGAACGGGGGCGGCGCAGACAUCGAGGACCAGACCCCGAGUCAUUCCCGGAGGCGCUGCGUGA
Prorocentrum cordatum is the source of this 1407-nucleotide messenger RNA. The record is from the annotation of a GenBank genome assembly. NCBI's taxonomy places the organism in Eukaryota, Dinophyceae, Prorocentrales, Prorocentraceae.